Messenger RNA from Candoia aspera, 5610 nucleotides. RefSeq names its product oxysterol binding protein like 10 (gene OSBPL10). The transcript is spliced from 12 exons. The coding region runs from base 559 to 2898 and encodes 779 amino acids. The record is from RefSeq and is a predicted model, not a curated record. Gene Ontology annotation, molecular function: cholesterol binding. NCBI's taxonomy places the organism in Eukaryota, Metazoa, Chordata, Lepidosauria, Squamata, Candoiidae. Gene Ontology annotation, cellular component: cytosol; intracellular membrane-bounded organelle; membrane.
UCACGUAUGGCUUGUUGCCUUCGGCUUAACGCGAAUUAUAAAUCCAACCUGCCUGAUUUUCAGCGAGGCUGCUGCUCCACGCGCCUGCAGCUUCGGCGCCCUGAUGCAAAACUUAUUCCGGAUGAACGCUCUCUCGACCAAUCUUCCAACAAGCAUAUGCGCCGGAGCAGAGGCAGGCUCCGCGCUGGCAGAAGGAGCGGGCGUGAAGGGUAUCUUGUCUCCUCCUCCCAGCGUUUCGCAGCUGUGUGGGAAUCGCUCGCGAUCGGCCUUCCAGGCGGGCCUCAAACAGAGACUCACAGCUAGGGCUGGGGCGAGAGGACGGCCUCGAGGGAGAAUCGCGGACGGGGCGGGUCUCUCCACGCCACUGGACACAAAGCGCCGGCGCCGCCUCCACUUUGCGGGCGCUCAAAGCCCUUGAGAGGGAGGCGCCCGUGGGGCUCGCCCGGCCCUUCCUCUCCCUUUUUCUUUGCGAAUGACUCGGAUAUUUCCCAACCUGCCGGCAGCGGGUCCUGUCUACAGCGAGGGCCGGGGCUGCCUCAGAGCCUUCCCGCGAGCUCCAUGGAGAAGGCAGCUACGGCGCUGCAAAGCGCCGGGGACAACGCGGCGACGGCCAACAGCAGCGGCGGCGGCAGUAACAGUAGCAGCCGGAGUAGCAGCCGCCCCACGUCGGCGGGGUCCUCGCCUUCCUCCUCCACCAGUCGGGGGCUCUCAGGCCGGCAAGGAGGAGCGGCGGCCGCGGCGGUGGCUGCGAGGCCGGAUGGAGGAAGCAGCAGCAGCCCCAGUUCAGCGGCGGCCAGUCCGGGAGGGGGCUGCGGCGGCGGUGCCCCGGGGGGGCUGGCGGCCGGCAGGAGAACGGAGGCAGUUCUGGAGGGGGCCUUGAGCAAAUACACCAACCUCAUCCAAGGUUGGCAAAGCAGGUAUUUUAUAUUGGACUUUGAGACUGGAAUUCUGCAAUACUUUGUAAAUGAACAGAGUAAAAACCAGAAGCCUCGAGGAAUCUUGUCUUUAGCUGGGGCUGUAGUUGCUCUCAGUGAUGAAGCGCCAAACAUGUUGGUGGUAUAUUCGGCUAAUGGAGAAAUGUAUAAACUGAGAGCUGGUGAUACAAAGGAGAGACAGUACUGGGUGACUCAGCUUCGAUCUUGUGCCAAGUACCACACAGAAAAUAAUCUGAAGAGCACGCCGACCUCACGAGCGAAAGGCUUGUCUUUGCUGCCCCUUGGAGCAGCCAACUCCACCUCUCUCAUUUCUCAAAAAAACGUGAAUCAGAGUGGACCCCCAGUUGUCACCAUUACACAUCACAAAUCUCCUGUGGCAGCCCGAAAAGCCAAAGCCCAGUGUCCCCACCAGCUUCAUGGAGUGAGAGAAAUUAUGACCCAAGUGGAGGGACAACAGAAGAAUCUUGUGCAAGCCAUUGAAUCCCUUCCAGGUUCUGGUCCUCUUUCUGCCUUGGAUCAAGACUUGCUGCUUUUAAAAGCUACCUCUGCUGCUGCUCUCAGUUGCCUGGGAGAAUGCCUGCAUUUACUACAACAAAACAUAAACCAAGUGAGCCCACCCAGGAGCAGGACAUUACCUUCAGAAAAUAUCCUAGGAUGGCAUGGAUCAAAGUCAAAUUCCGCAGAGACACUGAAAAAUAGUGCCCUUAGUUCUUUAACAACAGCAGGUGCCAGUCUGUCAUGGUCAGUCAUGCCAUCUGUGAGACAAGAUGAAACUAUGCAUACAACUCGUGAAUUGAUUCUGGUUGAAGAUGAGGUGACAGACACCGAGGAGAAUGAAGAGGAUGAUUUAGGAGUCAUGGACGAUCAGCGUAGUAUAAUCCUUCAUCUUAUCUCACAGUUGAAACUUGGGAUGGAUCUAACCAGGGUAGUCCUUCCAGCCUUUAUUCUGGAGAAGAGGUCUCUGCUGGAGAUGUUUGCAAACUUCUUGUCCCAUCCAGAUCUGUUUUUAUCAAUUUCAUGUGGAACCACCCCUGAGGAAAGAAUCAUCUCCUUUGUGGAAUACUAUUUGACAGCCUUUCAUGAAGGCCGAAAAGGAGCUGUUGCCAAGAAGCCAUAUAAUCCAAUAAUUGGAGAAACAUUUCAUUGCUCUUGGGAUGUGCCUAAGGACAGAGUAAAACCAAUGAGAACAAACAAUGCCUCUUGUGGUCUCAAGGGACAAGCUUCAUCUGAAUGUUACAGGCUGAGAUUUGUAGCUGAACAAGUGUCCCAUCAUCCACCAGUGUCCAGUUUUUACUGUGAAUGCAAAGAGAAGAAAGUGUGUGUGAAUGUUCACGUAUGGACCAAAAGCAAAUUCAUGGGGAUGUCUGUAGGUGUUUCUAUGGUAGGUGAAGGCAUUCUUUAUCUUGUGGAGCAUGACGAAGAAUAUAUAUUUACGUUACCUUGUGCCUACGCACGUUCUAUACUUACCGUUCCUUGGGUGGAGCUCGGAGGCAAAGUCAAUAUUCAGUGUGCCAAGAGUGGUUACUCUGCUACUGUCACAUUCCACACCAAGCCAUUCUAUGGAGGAAAAGUGCACAGGGUUACAGCAGAAGUGAAGCAUAAUCCAACCAAUACCAUUGUAUGUAAAGCACAAGGGGAGUGGAAUGGCAUUCUGGAAUUCACAUAUAGCAGUGGAGAAACCAAAGUAAUCGACACCACCAAACUACCCAUAAUCCAGAAGAAGAUCAGACCAAUACCAAAACAAGGGCCAUUUGAAUCAAGACAUUUAUGGCAACAUGUCACUGCUGCCCUGAAGGAAGGCAACAUUGUUGUGGCAACAGAACACAAGCACUUCCUUGAGGAGAGGCAGCGAACAGAGGAGGGGCAGCGAGCAGCAAGCAACACACAUUGGAAACCAAAAUAUUUUAUCAAAGAGGGUGAUGGGUGGAUGUACUUUGAUCCCCUCUGGAAGAGUCAUUGCUAAAUUCACCUGGAUUCAGACGCCCAUUUUCUAAAGGCAUUAAAAAGAUGCACUAUUUAAUCUUCAGGUGUGAUUAAGCUUGCUGUAAAUUAAAGCUGCAUUCUGUGAAUAAUGCAGCUCAAAACUAAAAGCUCAAGUUUAUUGAAGAGCCAUUCUAUAUGCAAAUAUUACAAGUGGAUAUGCUUCCUGCGUGUUGAUACAUAGCAAAAGUGUGUCCUUAUAUGUGUAUGUUAUAUAUAAUACACAUAUCACACAGACAAUGAUUAAAUGUCUGAUCUUUUGCACUGAAAUCAAUGUGUACCAUAUUGCUUGCAGGAUCAGGCUUCACAUUAACACUUUCUAGUUUUGAUGCAUUUUUCUAUUUUUCACACUGCCAAAAAGUUUUGCACUUAAAGCUACUUGAUAUGGACAGCAGUUACAGAGCCUGACCUAAAGAACAUACUUUGACAAAAGAAUGUUUUUUUUAAAAAAAAAUUGGAUGGUGUAAAAAGCAUGUUUUUGUCUGUGUGGGUCACUCUGAAGUCUUUGUUUCCUGGCAUCAUGUAGGAAAACAGAAAUAUCUAAGCAGCCUUGACCGAUCCUUCUGACUAUGUGCUUUGUGUACCUAACAGAUAUUUUUGUUUCUUUUUGGGAAUGUAGCUGAUUGGUAACUUAAUGAUCAGUAGAUGAACCAGAGAUUUUUGAAAGACGAUUAAUUUUUCAAACUCAGUAAUAGUUGCUUGGCUUUUCUAUCCAGUUUUGUUGACUACAUCGAUUGGUUUGACAGCAGCCUAUAAAUGCAGAACUUAUUUCUAGGAUCAAAGAAAUAUUUUGUACAAAAAAAACAAACCCCCACAAGUGUAGUUGUUGGGAUGAAAUGUUUUGGCACAAGUCAGAAAAUGUGGGGGAAAGACUUCUCCCACAUCACCUGUUGCUGUAAAAAUAGACAACCAAAGGUAGAGUCUGACUUGUUCUAUCUGCUAUGAAGUAACUCCUUGCAAUAAAGCCCUAACUACAUGCCUAAAUAAUGCUUAUCAGCUGUUGGGAGAAAAGAAUAGGAAAGAAAUUUAAUCUUGAGUUCCCACAAAAUGGCUUGUGCUAUUUAGAAUGCCUAAUCUGUUGUUCCAGCCAGGUGACUUGCUUAUUCAGCUUUCCCAUCCAACUAGAAUGGCCUAUGAGAAAGCCUAGCUUCCUCAAGACAAGGGAGAUACAACCUGUCCCUAGGCUCAGAAUGGUCCAACUGAUGGUUAAUCAUUUAUAGAGAAGUCCAGGAUAUAUGAAGAAUCCUUAUGGAAGAUCACAAAAUCCCAUUCAUAGUAGAGUAAGAGAAUCAGUUUUUAUAAAGUGAAGAUAACUGUAUAUCUUGUCCCCCAGUUAUAGCUGUAUUAUUGUUCAUACCUCUUAAUGGCAACAUAGAUUCAAUUUAAAUUAAAACUAUCAGCGUAGAAAGUUCUCUGUUUAAUCUAAAAAACCGUAUUUACAGUUCUUUUUCUGUACAUAAGUUUUGAAUGCUGACCUUGAUUUUUUUUAUGCCUUGUCUGUUUGAAUUUUUAUCUUAAAUGAAAGGUUUACUAGCUUUUAAAAUAUUUUUUCAAUGAAAAUCUUAAGGUGGCAGUCGAAACUAUACAUAUGUAUCUAUAUAAAACAAUGUAUUAUAUGAGUAACAUUACUCAUGCUUUAAUUCUUUCUGUUUAUAAAUACCAACAAUUACCUAAAGAUGUAGUGACCAAGUCCUCCUUUUGGUCUUACUUAUUGUAUACUUGUCUUAGCAUAGGAAUUCCAUUCAAUUUAUAAAAACAAAAUUUAUUUAACCAUGUUUAAAACCUAUUUUAAAGGAAAUAAAGCUAUAUCCUUGAGAUAAUGGUAUACAGAUCUGUUUCUAAAAGGAAAACUCCUUUGGUAUCAAAUCUUACAUAUGAGUCAUCUUUGAUAGCAGCAGAAACCUAAUUUGCACUACUUGUAUAACAGUAUAUAGGAGGCUGAAAUUAGUCUGGUAAGCAACUAGCACAUUAACAAAUGCUCUCAUAGACUUCUGAAAUUGCAGGUGCAUGUUAUGUUUUCUACUCAUGCUACAAAGAACUGAUUUCAUGUUUGGAUUACAUUAUCAGAUCUGUGUUGAUACAACCCUCUUGAGUCCCAGACUUUGCCAAUUUGAUAUAGGCAUCCAUGUUUCAGGAUUUAACUUCAUGGAUAGAUGUCUGAUGUUUCUUUUAUACAUGGGCAUUUCACACUGCAUGAUAGUCAUGUUCUAAUAAGCAUCUUGUGCUCGUAAUGGAAUUGGCAGCUCAACACCUGCUGAAACUUAAAAUUUCCUGAAAUUGUCAGAUCUGCUAUGCACAGACUUAAAUCUGGAAAAUACUCAUCAUCAAGAGGUUCCAAAGAGAAGCCAAGAUACCUUUCUUCCUCCUUCCCAGUGUAAACGUUGCUCCUUGAAUUUCACAACUGAAUCAGUAAUGCCUUAUUUGUAGGUCAUUUCAUAUUUGUUUUGCACUUCAGAUUGAAUGUUUCUUUUCAAUUAGAUGCUGUAUACACUCUGAAUUGUAAAUCUUGAUGUACUUCCAGUUUUGUCACAGCUAUAAGACCUAUGCAAAUUUUUCUUAAAUAGAAUUAUUCAUGAACAAAAAUUUAUAUUUGUUAAGAUCCAAUUCUUUGGCAGUCAUUUCCAAUUAGCUUUGCUUUCAUAACUUGGGAAUUAAAAUCACAAUCUAAAGACACUUAAAUUUUAUUUGAAUUUAU